Messenger RNA from Penicillium digitatum Pd1, 2592 nucleotides. The record is from RefSeq and is a predicted model, not a curated record. NCBI's taxonomy places the organism in Eukaryota, Fungi, Ascomycota, Eurotiomycetes, Eurotiales, Aspergillaceae.
AUGUCGACCUCUGUUUCUUCGAGUUUGGAACCAGCCCCAAGACCCAUGCAAACCAAAUCUAGCCAGAGCCGCCAUCAACGACUACAAGGGUUGACUACCCAGCUAUUGUGGCGUUUGCAACAAUCCUCGCCUUUUCACUCAUCAACUACCUCUAACCUCGUGGUGCCUGUUCUUCCCGAGGCAGCCCUAGAGUUGGGUGUGCCCUCUAAACCUGCCCGCUUGCUUCCCGGCCUUGAAGAGAGUCAAGGUGCCUUGUAUGAGAUUGGCGUCAGCGAUGAUGGCACCUUCGUAGGCCUCACGCAAGACGAGCUGGAUGAGAGUAUGACAAAUCUACAGGCUAUGGCUGCCAGUCUUGGGUGUAAGGUUGAGAUCCUUCGCCGAGUUGUGGUUGGGAAUUGUGAAUGGGCCGAAUUUUUGCCAUCAAAAAAUGCUAACGAAACCAAAAACACUGAAAGUCUCUGGGUCGCGGAGGCUCUGGUUAGUCCCGAUCUGGACUUUUACAAUAUCUCUCCGAUCAAAUCUAAGAAUGAUACAGAGGCCGCCGCACACCCAGGAUUUGGCAACACGUCGGCCUUGGACGAGGAUUACUCCCACACAGAGCAGAUUCGCAUUUCUCUUGCAGGUCCAAGCACUGCAGGGAAAACUUCUUUGCUGGGCACAUUGACUUCGUCUGCGCUUGACAAUGGAAGAGGCAAAAGCAGGUUAAGUCUGCUCAAGCAUCGGCACGAAAUCACAUCGGGCAUCACCAGUUCAGUUGCCCAAGAACUGAUAGGGUACACAGACGAGAGGCCACCAACCGUAAUGAACUACGCUUCCGGUAAUGUUGCCGGCUGGGAUGAUAUCCAUGCCGCUUCGAAUGGAGGUCGCUUGGCUUUUGUGUCCGAUCUACCCGGCUCUAUUCGAUAUUUGAAAUCUACCCUGCGAGGACUUGUCAGCUGGGCUCCACAUUAUGUGAUACUUUGCAUUCCAGCUAAUUGUGGCACCGAGACACCCAGCGAACAGGCAGGUACUGAACAAUCAGAAAUCGGUACGUGCUUGUCAUAUCUAGAACUGUGCCUGAAGUUAGAGGUUCCUGUGUUGAUUGUCAUUACCAAAUUGGACGUUGCGUCCCGCAGCGGACUACGGGACAAUCUUGGAAGAGUUCUAUCUGCGCUUAAAACAGCCGGCCAACAACCGGCGAUGCUACCUGCAUCGCCUGCGGGUGACAAACCACUCGACCUUCAGCAAGUCAGCAUGCUGGACAGCAACCAAGUACAGAAAGUGUGUACGGCAGCUGAUGGGAAAUGGGCACACACCGUACCUAUCAUGCUUACCAGUGCUGUGGAUGGCUCUGGCAUUGGAAAACUUCAUGCUUUCCUUCGAUCUCUUCCAAUUCCCACACGACCAUCUCAGAGAAAUCUUCACGUCCCUAAAGGGCUGCCAAUGCCCUCUCAUAACUCCGCCAAUAUCUUUGACGUGGAUGAAGUGUUUGCAAUCCCUCCCUCCAAAGUCUAUUCACUGGACUCGGAGAAAGGCGGCCAAGAAAACCGCGGUAUGGUUCUCUGCGGCUUAGUCCGUCGCGGGAAUGUUUCCAUCGGCGACGAAAUGGUAAUUGGCCCCAUUUUAGUGGACGUACCAACUGACCAAAGCAAUGAGCCCCAACCCCCGGGAGGGUCACUAUCCUGUGGUGGGCCCGGCCCGCCGAGUGAUUGCCCGGCAUCUUUCUCGCAGAGCUCACUGCCCGGCAAAGAUUUUCAAGCAAGAUGGCAGCGUAUCCGCGUUGUCAGUGUAAGAGACCUGCGACUUCCUGUCCGCCGUCUAAUUAGAGACCAGGUUGGAACUAUCGGAAUCGAACCCAUCGGGGCUUCAGAUGAUGGUCGUCUACCGCGUUUCAGUCGAAUUCGCAAGGGCAUGAUUCUUUCAAACUUCCACGCCCCACUCUCCUGCUUGACUGGCCUUUCGCCUGGCUCCUCGUUAUUAGCGCUACCAUUCCACACAGGAUUCACCGCCACCUUCCGAUCUACCGAAUUUUCGGCUCCAAAUUCUCCUCCACUCUUGCUUGGCGGUAACGCUACUGCAUACAUCGCCAACAUUCGAGCUGCUGUCCGUGUCAUUUGCAUGGCGUUGAUUGGGACUAGCGAGCAACUAUCUUCCGAGCCACCUUCUCCAUUGGAACCUGAACUCUUCAGCUUUGACGGCGAUUCUCAUUCUCCCAGUGAAAAAUCAAACGGCAACCCAACAACAAAUAAUACCGUAGAUGGCGCAGGUGAUGUUGUUCGCCGCCGUUCCUCGACCACGGAUAUCAGCAAAGUAGUGUCUGGCGUUUCCUCUACAUCCAUUACCGGGGCUGCUUCUUCUGCAGAAGCCCUGAAAGAGAACGUCAAGAUUACUUUUGCACUGGUAUCGUCUGUUGAAUGGGUGGAACUUGGGUCUCAGGUUCUCGUUAUGCCUGGUGUCUCUGCAGCGUCUGUUGUGUCCCAACCCGGGGCUACGGCAGCAUCUACACCUGGCUCUAGCUCUGUUUCUGGGGCAGCGUUCAUGUCAGGGUUAGAAGGGUUUGUGGGGACUGUCUGCGAGGUUGUCCCUGGGAGAGUUCCGAUUGUAGAGAGCUAG